AUGUGUCCAGGAGUUUCAUCCCAACUCCAGUUAAAAGAAUCCGGGCCAGAAGUGGUAAGACCUGGAGAGACCCUCGAGUUGACCUGUACGGUCACCGGGGGUUCAGUCACAAACAGCUACUGGUGGCACUGGGUUCGCCAGUCUCCUGGGAAAGGGCUGGUCUGGAUGGGGUACUGGACUGGGAGCACCAACUAUGCUCCAGCAUUCAGAGACCGAAUCACCAUCUCGGUGGAUCCCUCGCAAACCAAGGAAUACUGGACUGCUAGCACGUAUUCUCCUCCAGCCUUCAGUGACCGAAUCACCAUCUCGGUGGAUCCUUCGGAAACCAAGUACUUUCUGAGGCUGACCUCGGUGACGGUUGCAGAUUCCGCCACGUAUUACUGUGUGACGCAGUCUGGCCCAGCAAUGGUGCGGCCAGGAGGGUCCUUCAAAAUGACCUGCAUCGUCUCCGGGUUUCAAGUCAGUGAUUAUUACUGGCACUGGAUGCGACAACUCCCGAGGAGAAGCAUGGAGAGUCUGGGAUUCAUUCGAAGCUCUUCGAGAGAAGGAACCACCCGGUACAACCCAGCCUUCAGCAGCCGAAUGAGCGUCACCAGGGACACCUCCAGGAAUGAGGCCUACCUCCAGCUGAGCUCCCUGACAGCUGCAGACACGGCCUCGUAUUACUGUGUGAGAGGCACGCAUGGUGGUAAUUGGGCUUUCGAUUAUUGGGGUAAAGGCACCCUCGUCACUGUCACAUCAGCUUCCCAAUCUGCCCCUUCUCUUUUCCCCCUCAUUCCAUCGGACUACACAAAUGCUGGAGACGUCAUCGUUGGGUGCUUAGCCAAGGAUUUCCUACCCGACUCCCUCACUUUCUCCUGGCAAAAGCCAAACAAUGACAGUCUCGAGGCGGAAAAAAUCAGGCGGUUCCCUUCUAUUGCCAACUCUAAUGGGGUUUACACCACCAGCUCUGAGGCGACCAUCCCUGCUAAUCAGUGGGAGAUGUUUGAACCCUACUUCUGCAAGGCCCAACUUGCUUCUGAGACCAGAGUGGCACGAGUCGUUCGUCAAACCAAAUGUAUUCCACUUGAGCCUACGAUUAUUGUCCGCGUACCUCCGCUAGAAGACUUCCGAGGUGCGUACCUCAAUGCCACCCUUCUCUGCAAGGCCGAUAACCUGCACACUGAGAAAACGACCAUUAAGUGGCUGGAGGAUGGGAAAGUGCUCUCCUCUGGAUUCACCACCUCUGCACCAAUCAAACAAGCCCGUGGCGGUUACUCCAUCAUCAGCGAGCUCAUCGUCACCAAAAGGGACUGGUUCGCUAGCAAAGUAUUCUCCUGCCAAGUGCAAAAUGAGAAGUAUAAUGAGAUCAGGAACGUCAGCAAGCCCUCCGUCUGUGAAGAUUGCGGCGGCGCUAGCGUGCCAGUUCGUGUGGAGACCAUCCCUCCAUCCUUCGAGGAUAUCUACCUGACCAGGUCAGUCAAGCUGACCUGCAGAGUUUCCAACAUACCCUUCGACGAGGAUCUUGCAGCACUGAAUGUCACCUGGAUACGAAAACAUGCCAACAAACCAGAAGAAGAACUGGAAACCACGAUUGGGCAGGCUAAAGAGCAGGAAGACAGAGAGCUGGUAUUCGUGGAUGCCACGGCCAACGUUUGCAUAGAGGAUUGGGAGAGUGGUGAUGAAUUCCAGUGCAAAGUGGCGCUUCCCCUACUUGCCAGCACUGAAACAAGGUCUUUGAAGAAGGAGAAUGGUGGUAGCCGCAGUCCUCCAUCCGUCUAUGUCUCCCCUCCUUCCUCGGAAGAACUGGCUCUGAAGGAAACAGCCACCGUCACUUGCCUGAUAAAGGACUUCUUCCCCAGAGGCUUCUUUGUAAGAUGGCUGCAGAACAAUGAAGUCGUGGGAGGCUCAGAAUACUACACCAGCAAUCCCAUACAGGAAUCCAAGAGCCCCGAGCGGUUCUUCGCCUACAGCACCCUGAGGACCACAGAGCAGGCCUGGAGUGAAGGAAACACUUUCACUUGCGUGGUGGGUCAUGAGGCGCUUCCCUACCAGACAACUCAGAAGACGAUAGACAAGAACACGGCUUUCCUUGAUGGGAUUGUGAUCAUUGAGGAUGAUGAGGGAAUCCUAAACAUCUCGUCAAUCCUUUUCACUUUCAUCAUCCUGUUCCUCGUGAGCCUUUUCUACGGCGCCACCGUGACUGUCAUCAAGAUAUCAGCAAGGUUUUCCCACUCUUUACUUUCAGAAUGCGCCAAAAGAAAUCCAACACCCAUUCGAGUUCGCCUGUUGACCCCUGACUGUGAUGCAGAGAACACGGAGACUGAUCUGGAGCUCAUAUGUGUCCUUUUGAGCUCUGGCCCUGGACAAGCCAAAGUGGAAUGGCUAAUCAAUGGAGCUGUGGAGCAAAAUAAACGGACCGUGAAACUCAUUCAACAAGAAAGCGGUGGUUACUCCAGCUCCAUCACACAAAACAUCACCAAAAAGAGUUGGGACAAAGGGGACCACUACACAUGCCGAGUGACUCCCCUGCCGACAAACCAGGACACUGAAAUGUACAACACCAGCAAAUGCAAGGCCUGUUAUAAAUCAAUGCAAGUACCUGCCAUCUCCAUCACCAAACCAUCCUACAGAGAUCUGGUCGAAGGGACAGCCACUGUCACCUGCCUUGUGGAGGGCUUCUUCCUGGAAAAGAUCCAGAUGACCUGGAAUGUAGACGGCAGUCCUAGCACCGAGCCUCAGCCAGAAAUUGUGAAGACAGAUGCUGGUGGGCGCCCGAACGCAAAAAGUAGCCACUCAGUAUCACUACAGCAAUGGGGAAAGGGCACCACAUUCCAGUGCAAAGUAGCCACCAUGUGCUCAGGGGAAAUCACCAAAGAUGUCACAAUAAAAAAGGACACACAUACACAAACCAAGGCGCCUAUAAUCACGAUCUCCCAAGCCUACCGUGACACAUCUUCCAGCAGCACCAUUGCCCAGAUUCUUGUGUGUGAUGUGAAUGGUUUUUUCCCAAUGGAAAUCAGCAUCUCAUGGAAGAAGAACAAUAUACUGCUGAACACAUCACUGUAUGACAAUGGGCCUGUGGUGUCAUCUGGAGAGGCCUAUGCCACUUACAGCAUCCUGAAGAUUGGUAGGAGUGAAGGAAGGAAUGGGAGAAACAGCUACACCUGUGUGGUCCACCAUUCCUCCUCUCCCAAGACAAUCACAGCUGAUGAAGCCAUAUCCUCUGAUUUUCUGGAGCCAACUUCCCCUCACGUUAUGGCAUUCCACACCUCUGAGGAAGAGGCAAGACAUACACUCAUCUGCUUUGCUACUGGUUUCCAUCCAAAAAAUAUUGACAUUCAGUGGAGUGUCCCAGGAGUGAAUCUCAGCUGUAGUUUUAACUCUUCAGCUCUGGUGGCCCUCAGUGACGGAAAGUACCAGAAGAGCUGCAACCUGGCACUCAGUGAAGAAGAAUGGAGAGAACCCCAAACAUAUACAUGCACUGUCUAUCACAGCUCAACCAACACUUUGACUAAGAAGGUCUUACAUUCUUCUGGAACGUUCUCAGCUCCCAUCAACGCAACAAUUAUAUCCAUACAACCCCCGUCCUUUGAAGACCUCUUUACAAACAAAAGUGCAGCUCUAACAUGCACGGCACCACUUGCUGAUGCAAUGAUGAAUUGGACAGUCCUUUGGCUUAUGGAUGGACAACCUGCCAACACUCAAGCGGUGACCACAGAAGUCUUGAAUAAAACCACUGACACUGCCUGGAUGUGUAGCCAGUUGGUGGUGAACCUUACUGAAUGGAAAGGCACCAUGAAGUUCACCUGUAGUAUUUCUACUGGAUUAGGAGAAGUCACACAGUUCUACGAGAGAAGGCAUGGCACGAUGAAGUCCCCCAAAGUCUCCCUCCAGCAGCAGUCCUCCAGAGAAGACCUCAAUGUAACUUUAUUCUGUAUAGCCACAGAUUUCUACCCAGGAGAAGUUUUUGUGAAAUGGCAGGAGGAGAACACAGAGGUGUCACUGAAGGGCCACGACGCCCACGACUUGAAGUGUGACCAUGGAAGAGAGAGGUGCUCUUUACUCAGCAUCCUCGAAGUCCCAAGAAGUCAAUGGAUGAUGGGAGUCUCCUACACGUGCCUUGUAGCUCACGUCUCCUCUCCAAACAUCAUAUUUAGAAGAGCCAAUUCUCAUUCUGAUUCCUGGGACUGUGCUGUCACAAAUGCUGAUAUUUAUGGCAUCUGCAAUGAAGCAGACGAUGUAUACAGUGAACUAUCUGAGCUGGAUGGUGCCUGGAAUAGGGUCUCCACUUACCUGAUCCUCUUUCUGCUUGCACUCUUCUAUGGGGGCCUUGUCACUUUCUUCAAGAGCAUCCCAAGCAAUGGACUCGUCACCAUCGGGUGCUUGGCCAAGGAUGUCAUGCCUUCUGUGGUCAGUUUCACCUGGAAUGAUCAGAACAACGUCAGCAUCGAUGCACAUUAUGUCAAGCAGUUCCCUUCCAUUUUCUACCCAUCUGGAACUUUCACCUCCAGCUCCCAGGUGGCCAUCUCUGCCAACGACUGGCGGAAUUUUCAGCAUUUCUAUUGCAAAGCUACCAACAACGCUGGGACUGGAGUAGUUCAAGUCGCUCGUCAAACUUCCUGUCUGAAGCCUGAGAUGAUUAUCCGUGCGCCACGCCUAGAAGAUUUUGAGAAUUCUGACCCAAAUGCCACCAUUGUCUGCAUGGCUGUUAAUUUGCACACUGCCAGAGCCACAGUCCAGUGGCUGAAGGAUGGUCGUACACUCGACUCUGGCUUCGCCAACACUGGACCAGUCGCAGUGGGUCCUAGUGGUUACAGCAUCAUCAGUGAGCUCACAGUCGAUAAGAGAGACUGGACCUCUGACAAGACAUUCUCCUGUGAAGUGCACAAUGAGAACUUCACCAGCAUCAGGAAUAUCAGCAAGUCCCUUGUCUGUGAUGCUGGUUCUUGUGGUGAAGUGCAAGUCCACGUGGAGGCCAUCCCACCAUCCUUUACUGAUAUUUACCUGAACAAAUCAGCCAAGCUGACCUGCAGAAUCUCCAACAUGCCCUAUGAUCAGGAACUUAAAGAAUUGAGUGUCACCUGGACACGGGAACGUGACGACACACAGCUGGAAACCAUAAUUGGACAGAUUACGGCACAAGAAGACAAUGCAUUGGCAUUUGUAGACGCAACAGCAACUGUGUGCCCAGAAGAAUGGGACAGUGGGGACACCUUUAAGUGCAAAGUUACUAUUCCCUCCCUUCUUCCCACAGCUGAAACAAGAACCCUGAGGAAGCUUAAAGGCAGUCCUUACCACGCUCCUGCUGUCUAUGUCCUACCACCACCACCAGAACAACUGGCUUUGCAGGAAACGGCCACCCUCACUUGCCUGAUGACAGGUUUCUACCCCAAUGACUUCUUUGUGAAAUGGCUCCGGAAUGAUGAGCCCAUAGGACCUUCAGAGUACUUCAUCAGCAAGCCCAUACAGGAAUCCAAGACCCCCGAGCGGUACUUCACCUAUAGCACGUUGAAUGUCAAAGAGCAGGACUGGAGUUAUGGCGCCAUUUACACUUGCGUGGUGGGACACGAGGCACUUCCCUUUCAAACAACUCAGAAGACCAUAGACAAGAAGACGGGUAAACCCACCCAUGUCAACGUCUCCCUAGUGUUGUCUGAAACUACAAACACUUAUUACCUUGAUGGGAUUGUAGCCAUCGAUGAUGAUGAAGGACUCCUAAGCAUCUCAUCCUUCUUUUCCACUUUCAUCAUCCUCUUCCUCGUGAGUCUUUUCUACAGUGCCACGGUGACCGUCAUCAAGGUAAAAUGA
Molecule: messenger RNA, 5790 nt
Organism: Gekko japonicus
Lineage: Eukaryota; Metazoa; Chordata; Lepidosauria; Squamata; Gekkonidae
Exons: 23
Coding region: 1-5790 (1929 amino acids)
Source: RefSeq, a predicted model, not a curated record